Messenger RNA from Guillardia theta CCMP2712, 1323 nucleotides. RefSeq lists its product as hypothetical. The record is from RefSeq and is a predicted model, not a curated record. Gene Ontology annotation, molecular function: ribitol beta-1,4-xylosyltransferase activity. The coding region runs from base 1 to 1323 and encodes 440 amino acids. The transcript has 6 exons. Gene Ontology annotation, cellular component: Golgi apparatus. Gene Ontology annotation, biological process: protein O-linked glycosylation via mannose. NCBI's taxonomy places the organism in Eukaryota, Cryptophyceae, Pyrenomonadales, Geminigeraceae.
AUGCGCUCACUACCGUUUAUAGGACGUGGCGAGUUUCCGGUCAUGACCAGCACGCUCCUUCAUUUCCCCUCUGUGGAUAUCUCGUCCCACCUGUGUCCCGGCGAGCAAGAGCUCGAGUUGGAAGUAGUAUCUUCAAGUCUAGUAGCGGCUCGAUCAAGAUCGAACUUCCUUGUGUCGUCGUCCGGCGAAACUGAUAAGGUCGACCCUGCGGAAUGCAUCCGACCAGGAGACGGUACUGUGGUCGUGCGGUUCGCCUGGCCCGUCAAGGAUGCUGGGGUGGAGGGCCACUUCUCGCAAGACUGGGUGGACGAGCUGCUGGAAGGACUUUGGGUCCUGAGGGUCACGACAUCACGGGCUUGCAAGCACCCGCACGUCUACUCCAAGAGCUCCCUGCUCGUGCUCGACUCCAUCUGGCCCCAACGUGCUGGUCACUGGGAGGAGGUGGGGAGGUACGUGUGCGAGGUCAGGUCGAUGGGAGGCCGGCUGGGGCUGAUGCUGCUGGGAGACGAGUACGCGCAAGCUCCGUCCUUCCUGUAUGAAGAGAGCGACUACCUGUUCAAGAACUACUUCUUCCCGUCCCAGCUCGCCCACUCCCACGUGACCUUCAUCCCCCUGGGGUACAAGUCAGGGUACUGGGACCAGGAGGAGAAGCAUGUGGGGCAGCGGAGGGACUGGAUGAUGGAGAUGAUGGAGGAGGAGGAGGCCCAGGAUCACGGAAGGGGCAGGGGCAGGAGGAAGUUCCGGUGGAACUUUGUGGGGAACGUGUACUCGAGCGAAUCGCGGCUCGACAUGAUGGAAGCGAUCGACUCCCUCGGAGCUGACUUCAGCAGGGACGCCCACAUGAACCUGACGACGAUGUGGAACGACUUCAGCAGGGGGAUGGCGACGCGAUCCUACAGGGACUUGCUGCUGAGGUCGGACUUCACGCUGUGCCCAGGAGGAGGCAACGUGGAGACUUACAGGGUGUCGGAGGCGCUCGAGGCCGGUUCGAUCCCCGUGCUGGAGUCUUCGAUAGCGUUCGAGCAUAUCUACCCCGGGCAUCCCUUCCCCUACAUCAGCAACUUCUCUCGAGACCUCGGGCCUGUCCUGCUGGAGUCUGAGGAGAACCUCGUGGAGCUGAGGAAAGAAGUGUUCUCCUACUGGUGGGAGCUGAAGGGAGAGAUCCGGAAGAAACUCUCGCGUUGCCUCCGUGGGAGGAAGGAGCAGAGAGACUACGGAGGGGAGGGGAGGUGCGCAGCAAACGUAGACAAGUCAGUCCGGACCAUACAAGACAGCAUCGAUGCAGAGCUGCAGCGGCAGAGGAAACUUGCACAAGAGCUGUAA